UGUCUUAUAUGCAGUGUUAUCAGUCAAGUCCAGUUGUCACAUGCAUUACAGUACAUUGAAUUUUGCACCAAUUAAUCUGAACCUUAUCAUCAACUAAGACAAAGACAUGUCCAAGAUAAAAAGAUUUCUUCCUUGUUCCUUGUUUUACAAAGCAAUCAUGUUUUGUCCUUUUUCUCUCCUCAAUAAAUAAAAUCACUUUACUUUGCUUCUUUCACCACUAUCAUCAUCAUCCAUAUACAUAGCCCACAAACCCCAUUUCAACAAGUUUAGAUUUUGAUUAGUGUUAGCCGCUUGAAUUACCAAAACAGUGAUGAAUUUGAGUAAAAAAAUUGACUUUGACACCAAAAGAAAAAUGGGUCUGAAUUUCAUGAUUUUGGUGGUUAUGGUUUCAUGGUUUUGGUCAAUUCCUACGACAUGUGCCUUGACUGCAAAACAACAAAAGAGUCGUCAGAAGCUGAGGUUUGAUCAAAAUGGUGAAUUCAAGAUAUUGCAGGUGGCAGAUAUGCACUAUGCAAAUGGAAAGACCACACUGUGUUUGGAUGUACUUCCUUCUCAGAAGGCUUCUUGUACUGACCUCAAUACUACUGCUUUCAUUCAUAGGAUGAUCCUUGCUGAGAAGCCUAAUCUUAUUGUCUUCACUGGAGAUAAUAUCUAUGGCUAUGAUUCCUCGGAUUCGGCUAAAUCGAUGAACGCUGCAUUUGCUCCUGCAAUUGAAUCAAACAUUCCUUGGGUGGCUGUUUUAGGGAACCAUGACCAAGAAGGAUCACUCUCUAGGGAAGGUGUGAUGAAAUAUAUUGUUGGAUUGAAAAACUCUUUAUCUAAAGUCAAUCCUCCAGAAGUACACAUCAUUGAUGGUUUUGGGAACAAUAACUUGGAGAUCGGUGGUGUUCAAGGUACUGUCUUUGAAAAUAAAUCAGUUCUCAAUCUAUACUUUCUUGAUAGUGGAGAUUAUUCCAAAGUUCCGACGAUUCCUGGUUAUGAUUGGAUCAAGCCCUCACAGCAACUUUGGUUCGAGCGAACGUCUGCGAAGCUUCGGAAAGCAUACAUAAAAGGACCAGCGCCUCAGAAAGAAGCUGCUCCUGGUCUUGCAUACUUUCACAUCCCCUUGCCGGAAUAUACAAGUUUUGAUUCAUCAAACAUGACAGGUGUGAAAAUGGAAACGGAUGGCGGUGAUGGCAUUAGUUCUGCUUCAGUGAACUCUGGUUUCUUCACAACCUUGGUUGGAGCAGGAGACGUGAAGGCCGUUUUCGUUGGCCACGAUCACCUGAAUGACUUCUGCGGCAAGCUAAUGGAUAUACAACUUUGUUAUGCUGGAGGGUUCGGAUACCAUGCUUAUGGAAAGGCUGGAUGGUCUCGGAGGGCAAGAGUGGUGGUAGCUAGCUUGGAGAAGACAGAUAAAGGAAGCUGGGGAGCUGUCAAAUCAAUUAAAUCAUGGAAGCGCCUCGAUGAUCAGCAUCUUACUGGAAUUGAUGGUGAGGUCCUAUGGAGCAAGAGCACUUCCGGCUCAGAUGGUGUUAAAACGGGAAGCGAAGAGCUGAAUCAUCAAUUUGCAAGUUCAAAAUCACAAAUGUGGUCUGUAAAAUGAAGUUCAUGAAUUGCAAGGGAAGGUUCUUUCAAGGAAGCAGUGGCAAAAAAGAAAUUGGUGGAAAUUAAGAAUUUGAAAGGGAUGCAGGCAAGUGUUGGUGUAUCCAUAUGAUUACUUAUUUUGGAAUUUGUAAUGAGUUUCUAUACAAAUUUUUAUUCAUGGAAAUUGGAAACUCUGAUAUACAUAUCAUAUGUAAUUUGAAACUGCAAUGGAAGGCUGAAAAUUACAAAGAAGGAAUGAAGUUCGUUACUGAGGUGUGAGAUUAUAUGCAUAUGAAAUUGCAUACUUCAUACCCUACUUAUAAGAUGAUUUCAUUAAUUUGAAGUUUAUAUGUAUUGCCUUGGAACCAAAAAGAAUUCAUAUUGCAUGAAUAUUUUGCUAUGUGAUGAUUAUGAACUCAAAGCCUUUUUGCCUGCACAA
This is a messenger RNA of Medicago truncatula (barrel medic), 2005 nucleotides long. Its product is annotated as probable inactive purple acid phosphatase 29. The record is from RefSeq and is a predicted model, not a curated record. Bases 311 to 1585 code for a protein of 424 amino acids. NCBI's taxonomy places the organism in Eukaryota, Viridiplantae, Streptophyta, Magnoliopsida, Fabales, Fabaceae. Gene Ontology annotation, molecular function: hydrolase activity, acting on ester bonds. The transcript is spliced from 5 exons. Gene Ontology annotation, cellular component: cytoplasm.